GGUUUUCUCCCAGGUGUUUGUAACUCUGAAGCGCGUUUACACCUUUCGGAGUCACUGUUCAUCCGUGUUCCUGACAGGAAACUGAAAGCGGCGGAAUUCAAGACAGAACAUCGGAAUAAAGCAGAGAACUUGCCUUUGAAUACAUCUCUUUAGUGUAACUGAAGAUGAGCAGCCGACGGCGGCGAUGCAAGCGUCAGCUGAUCAAGUUUACUCAGCAUAUCGCGCGAUUAAUAACAGGAACUCUGAACUCAGAUAAUGAGGACGAAGAACAAGAGAGCACAACGGAGCGGUAUCACCCGGAAAAUCUGGAGCAACUGCAGUCGCAGACCCAUUUCUCCAGACAAGAGCUGCAGCUACUCUACAGAGGAUUCAAGAAUGAUUGUCCAAGUGGAGUUGUGAAUGAGGACACGUUUAAAAACAUCUACGCUCUGUUCUUCCCACUGGGAGAUUCAUCGAAAUAUGCUCAGUUUCUUUUCAAUGCGUUUGAUAAAGAUAAGAAUGGCUCUCUUAGUUUUGAGGAAUUAGUCUGUGAUCUUUCAGUUUUGUUAAGAGGCACUACAGAAGAGAAGCUGAACUGGGCUUUCAAUCUAUACGACAUCAACAAAGAUGGACAGAUUACUAAAGAGGAAAUGUUAGAUAUAUUGAAGUCUAUUUAUGAUUUGAUGGGGAAAUCUAUCCAUCCACGACUUAAAGAGGAGGCAAUAAGGCAACAUGUCAGAAUGUUCUUCCAGAAAAUGGACAUGAACCAGGAUGGCGUAGUAACCAUUGAUGAAUUCAUUGACUGCUGCCAAAAGGAUGAGGAUAUUAUGCAGUCCCUUAAGAUUUUCGACAAUGCUGUCUAGAUUUCAGCCAGUGAAUCCAUCUCAAGCACUUGGACGUUUCUAGAUAGGUAACACUCAUUAUAAUGAUGCCAGCUUUUCUGGACUGCUCUUCACAGCUCAGGACCGCUCCAGGUCGUCUUUGGUGAACUGACUGCUGAAUGUAUUCGCACCUUGGUAGAAAUGUGGGAUUCUCGUGUGAUGCAAAUGCAAGUGCAGUGUUGGUGGAGCAAGGAGCAAUUACUUGUCAAACACAACACCAGUGCUUUGUAUUAUAAUGUGCUUCAGUGGACUAGUUUUUGGCACAGCCUAGCCGUUUCAUGCUCGCUGUAUCACAUUGUGUUUCACAACUGAACCCUAUAACUGAACACCAAGAGUGUACUUGGGUAGAGAUUCACCUUUAACCCGAACCUUUUUAAUAUUUAAUCCAGUAGAUAAAUCAUUUAUGGUAGACUAGGAUUACCUCUCAAGGUCAAGUUAAAACGACGUUGCUCAAGUCAGUGCCUGCUUUUCCUUACGUCAGAUGCGCACAUUGUUUAGUAAGCACACUAGAUUUUUCAGCCAAAAACUGGAAUAAUGCCUUUAUUUUAUCCUAUUUUUGCUCAUUUAUUGUUAUUCUAAAUAACUGUAUAUAAUGAAAAAGUGGUUCAGCAACAUUGAAUAACCAGCAACAGGUCUGUUUAUUUCUUUUUUUUUUGUUACAGGGGAUAGUUUUUCUUGUGGACUGCAUAAAAGUGACAGAGGUCACACUAUAAGACAAACAGGAACCAGAAACACAAAUACACUGAAAUGUAGUUUAAUGAUGUUAAACAUAGGAUGAAGGUGCGUGACAUCCCCCCAAAUAUUGUUUUGGUGCUAUUUUCUGUUCAGCCAGCGUCUUUCCUUAUAGUUAGCAGAACUGUAUUACUGUAGAUUAGAAUGUACAGUAUGAACAAGGUGACACUAUUUAUAAUAGCCUAAUAUAUCUUGGAUAAUAAGUCAAUAGUGAAUUAAUGCUAGUAAUGAUGUAGGACUUUUAGUAUAUCUUUCUGUUUUGUAUAAUUUUUAAUGUCAAGAAUAUAAAAUAUACCAGUUAUAAGGAAAUUUGGCCUUCGGUAUGAAUGUUUCUUACCAAAAAGAGAAGAGCCUCUGUCUCGCUCUCUUUCAGGCAGGGAGGUCUGUACUUAGUGUCAUUGGCAAAAUAGUGUUCUUUUGUUCAUUCUGCUUUUAUCAGUAGAUAUAACGCUUUUGGAAGAUCUGAAAUUGUAAAGAUGUAGGUACAAAACACGUAGUCCUUGGCAAAUGAUGAGAGGUGCUAUCAGUAAACGAUGCAUUUCAGUGGUUUGUAUAAAUGAAAGUGCUGUCCAAAGUCAUUUUAUGUGUGACUUUUUUCGAUAUUUGGAUAAUGUGACUGUUGUUUCAGAGGAAUGAUAAGGUUUUAGUGGUAAUUUUCAAAAUGUAACAUUUAAUACAGUUUAUUAUUGUUUAUUGUAAGUGUUUUCUUCUCUUGUGAUAAAAUAAUUGUAAUAAAUCUUACAAUAAAUUAAGAUGCCUUGGUUGAAGCAAAUGCAUAACAGUUUGAUUUCGGACUAUUUUUAAUCUUCACCUCAGGAUUAGUAAUUCAGUAAUCCAGUGGAAAGUCAGACCAUAAGAAUCUCAGAGAUCCACGUGACAGUUAUUACGUAAAAUGAUAUCAAGGAUUAAAAUAUUAUUUAGUAGAGAGAAAUGUUCUUAUUUUAUAGCAGUUGUUUUGUACUCCGAGCUCCUCCCGAGUGACUGAACU
Molecule: messenger RNA, 2580 nt
Organism: Puntigrus tetrazona (Sumatra barb)
Lineage: Eukaryota; Metazoa; Chordata; Actinopteri; Cypriniformes; Cyprinidae
Gene: kcnip4b
Product: potassium voltage-gated channel interacting protein 4b
Exons: 8
Coding region: 165-842 (225 amino acids)
Biological process (GO): regulation of potassium ion transmembrane transport
Cellular component (GO): voltage-gated potassium channel complex
Molecular function (GO): potassium channel regulator activity; calcium ion binding
Source: RefSeq, a predicted model, not a curated record